GUUCAUAUGGCUAGUAUGCAAGAGAAGAAAGCUAUUUGGUGGAGAGAGACGGCUAUAACGGGAAUGUGUAUCUUGUCUUGGUACAUUUUCGCUACUUUACUCUCACUAUAUAACAAAUGGAUGUUCUCUCCUCAAUACUAUGGUUUCGGAUUUCCCUUAUUCGUCACUGGUUGGCAUAUGGUAGUACAGUUCAUAUUGGCAGCUACGAUUCGUUGGACUAUACCUAGAUACCGACCUAUUGAAAGACCAACGAGGAGACAAUACGUAAUGAAAAUCGUACCUACCGCUGCAUCCACAGGAGCUGAUAUCGGUCUCUCUAACCUCGCUUUGAAAUUCAUAACCUUGAGUCUUUACAGCGAGUCCUCCAUGUGUAAAUCCUCUACCCUCAUUUUCGUUCUAGGAUUCGCUUUUCUGUUCCGAUUAGAAUCUUACUCCCUACGACUCAUAGCCGUCAUCUCCUUAAUCUCAUUCGGUGUCUUCUUGAUGGUCUUCAAUACCACCUCCGUUUCCAUCCCCGGAAUAAUCAUGACUUUUUCCGCCUCUGCUCUGGCCGGUCUUCGCUGGGCUUUAACAGAGACGUUAAUGCAUAAGAAAAGUAUGGGAUUAAGUAAUCCUUUCGCUACUAUCUUCUGGUUGGCUCCUCUCAUGGCAAUCACGUUGGCUUUGGUCAGUAUGAUCGUCGAGGGUUGGGCGACCAUUUGGUAUAGUGGUGCCUUCGAUGGAUGGAGUUCAGUGGGUACUAUGGGAGUUAUCUUGUUACCAGGGUGUAUCGCUUUUGCUAUGGUAGCAAGCGAAUAUUUUAUAAUACAAAGAGCAGGUAUCGUACCGAUGAGCGUAGCUGGAAUCGUAAAAGAAGUCACUACUAUCUCCAUCUCCGCAUGGGUGUUCGGUGAUCAACUUACUGAAUUAAACAUUAUCGGAGUAGUCGUGACUGUUUGUGGUAUCGCACUCUACUCUUAUCACAAAUACCAAAAAUCCAUUUCAGCACCACUAGCAGUCGACUUACACGGUCAUGCCAUCCCACUCGAUCCAUCUUCCCAUUCACAUAAUUACUCCUCUUUGAGUACCGAAACAGCCCCUUUGCGUCGGUCUAUCGCCCUCGGUGCAUUGGAAGGGGAAUAUAGUCUGGACAAUUCCAAAUUUGAGACGGGAGAGACAAACGAAGAUGGUCAUCCUUAUCCUCCUGUAUCCAUUGAUCGAUCUCGACAAAGCGAAGAAGAGGGAGAAAGAACACAAAGAUUGCGAGACGACUUCGAAGGGUAUAACGAUCAUUUAUAUGAAGAGGAGGAAGGUGAGGAUGAUGGUGUUGAGGUAGAAGAAGUACGUAGAGUAAGUUGGUGGGAUAGACCUAUGUGAAGUAUCCGAGACAUCCAUCUAGAUAGCAUUGAUUGUGUAUAGACUUUUGAACAAGGUGUGUAUUUUGUG
Messenger RNA from Tremella mesenterica DSM 1558, 1425 nucleotides. RefSeq lists its product as uncharacterized. Gene Ontology annotation, molecular function: antiporter activity. The transcript is spliced from 6 exons. Gene Ontology annotation, cellular component: endoplasmic reticulum-Golgi intermediate compartment; cis-Golgi network; Golgi apparatus. Gene Ontology annotation, biological process: UDP-glucose transmembrane transport. The record is from RefSeq and is a predicted model, not a curated record. NCBI's taxonomy places the organism in Eukaryota, Fungi, Basidiomycota, Tremellomycetes, Tremellales, Tremellaceae. The coding region runs from base 7 to 1356 and encodes 449 amino acids.